AUGCGGUUGCAGAGAAUUCUCUACGAAUAUUUAAAGAAUUCUACCUUACAUGGAGCACGAUUUAUUGUUGAUGAAGAUGCCUCACGUAUCGAAAAGCUUUUUUGGCUGAUUUGUGUCCUAGUUUCGUGGUUUGCCUCAUGGUUACUCAUUUCGGCUUCAUUAGAGGCUUUUAAAAACAAUGCAAUAAGUUUUGUAGCUGAAACAUCCUACAAGGACUGGGAAACUAAUUUUCCAGCUGUUGUAGUUUGUGAACUGAAGAACAUGGAUCGGAUUCAGGAAAUUGCCGAAGACCUCUGGGGAUAUGACCAUGACUUUACAUUGGAAGAAGUUCUGAGUGAAAUAGCCUUUUUUCGGGGGGAAUCUUAUCACACGGUUCAUGAGUGCGGUGGAGAGGGAUUGGAAGGUGGAAAUUGUUUUACUUCGAAUUUUUCAUACUAUGCUAAACUUGUUCGGAGUAGUUGUGAAAAAACUCUUUCAUCGUGUCAAUGGAAUGGUAAACCCUUUGAUUGUUGCAAGUACUUUGUUACUUUGGAGACGGAACUUGGAAUUUGCUAUGCCAUAAAUUCCUUACAAACGAAUGCACCUUUAAAAAUAAAUAUGUACUCGGAUCGGGUAACUGGGCCAGGUUCAUUGUUUAUGAAUGUUCUUACAGAAGCAAAUAUUUAUGUUCUUGGAGAGGAGGAGGUUCCAAAUCUUGUAACUCCGAAGACGGAAAUAUUAACUGUUGGUCCCUACGUGUCCUAUUCAAGAUUUAUUACAAAGAAAGAUAUUCAAAAUGAUGAACAAACUCGCAGUACGAGUGUUCAACAGAGGAAUUGCCGUUUCAAUGAUGAAAAUAUCCUCGACGUACAUACAUAUUACAGUUAUAGCGCUUGCAUUGUACAAUGUCGCAAGGAUAAGCAAUUUAGACUUUGUAAUUGCUCUAGUCACCUUAUGCCAAAUACUCCGGAAUGGCUUUAUUGCAACAUGACGGGAUUGCAGUGCCUCAAUGAAUACUACGAAGAUCUUUCAGUGGUUAUAGCAAAAUGGUCAUACGGGCGCAAGGGAUUGGUGUGUGAUUGUUUACCAUCGUGUAGUGAAGUUGAUAUCUCAACCGUUCUGGAUAGUAAAGAAAAUAUUUAUGGGCACCAAAAUCCUAUUUCAAAGGUCCAAAUAUCACUGAUGGAACUUCCAACUGAGCGAUAUAAACGUAAUGUUGUUCGAGGCAAAUUGGAUUUAGUUGUUUCAAUGGGCGGAACCACUGGGUUAUUUGUUGGAGCUAGUCUACUUAGUUUCGUCGAAAUAUUUUAUUACUUUACUGUUCGAGCAUACAACACAUUUGUUUCUGAACGAAGAAAUAUGUAAACGUUACUAAUACCAACAUGUAGUAGCUUUUGAAGUCUAUAUUUCAUGUAAACUUGCUUGUAUAAAACUCUACGCCUUAACUUUCAAAUGGAAAACCGAAAAUGUUUCAUUUUUGCCGUAUGUUUGCACCACAAGACUAACCUUUAAACUCUUGUAACUCGAAAAUU
This is a messenger RNA of Eupeodes corollae, 1511 nucleotides long. Its product is annotated as sodium channel protein Nach. Gene Ontology annotation, molecular function: ligand-gated sodium channel activity. Gene Ontology annotation, biological process: sodium ion transmembrane transport. The record is from RefSeq and is a predicted model, not a curated record. Gene Ontology annotation, cellular component: membrane. The transcript has 8 exons. The coding region runs from base 1 to 1344 and encodes 447 amino acids. NCBI's taxonomy places the organism in Eukaryota, Metazoa, Arthropoda, Insecta, Diptera, Syrphidae.